AUUCAAGCAUUGCACAUCCACAUCUUUUCUUUGCUUCUCUUGCAUAUAACACGCAUAAAAUGGUUCCACAAACUUCAUCUCUAAAUUUCAGAGUAAGUACGAAGCCACCGGAGCUAGUAGUCCCAGCUACCCCCACACCCCGUGAGCUUAAGCUGCUAUCUGACAUAGAUGACCAACUUUGCCUGCGUGAGCGAUUUCCAUUAGUAUUUUUCUAUGGUUACCGACCUUCAAUGGCAGGGAAAGACCCUGUUCAAGUCAUUAGACAAGCACUCGCCAAAACACUUGUGUUUUACUAUCCCUUCGCAGGAAGGCUUAGGGAGUGUCCUAAUGGCAAACUAAUAGUUGAUUGCAACGGAGAAGGUGUCAUAUUCGUUGAGGCUGAUGCAGAUGUCACAAUUGAGCAGUUUGGUGACAACUUGUUGCCCCCAUUCCCUUGUUUCGACAAGAUCCUUUUCAACAUUCCUGGUUCAGAUGGAAUAAUAGAUAGUCCAAUCUUGCACCUUCAGGUUACACGUCUAAAAUGUGGCGGUUUCAUCUUUGCUCUCUGCUGUAUUCAUAAUAUGUGUGAUGCAAGUGGAAUUGGCCAAUUCCUGAAGGCCUUGGCAGAAAUAGCACGUGGUGCCCCAAAUCCUUCUAUUCUCCCUGUGUGGCAUAGGGAGAUGCUAUGCGCAAGAGACCCACCAAGAGUUACAUACACUCGUGAUGAAUACCAACUAGUACCACCCGAUACAAGAAGCAUGUACGAACCUAAAAACUGUUCCUUCUUCUUUGGCCCCAAAGAGAUUGCUUCUAUUCGUGCGCUUCUUCCUCACCACGUUGCCACCAAAUCCACAUCCUUUGAGGUCUUAACCGCAUGGCUUUGGCGUUCCUACACAACAGCAUUAAAGUUGCAAAACCCUGAUCAGGAAAUCCCCUUGCUGAUUAUUGUGAACGCACGUUUUGGAUAUUGUAGGUUCAACCCUCCAUUGCCCGAUGGUUUUUACGGCAACGCUAUUGUGGCUGGGUCGGAAGUUACCACAGUCGGAAAACUUUUGAGCCAUCCCUUAGGGUAUGCCUUGGAGCUAGUGAAAAAGGCAAAGUAUAAAGUAAAUGAAGACUAUGUGCGCUCCGCUGUAGGCUUUUUAGCAAAUGAAGAAAGACCUUUCUUUCCUAGGUCAGGGUCUUUUGCCGUGACAGAUCACACAAAGGCUGGAUUCACAGAUGUGAACUUUGGGUGGGGCAAUGCUUUGUAUAAUGGUGCGGUAAACAAAGGUGGCAAGGGGUAUAUGCUUGGAGAAUGCAUCAUUACUCCACACACCAACUCUAAUGGCGAACAAGGUAUAGCGGUUCUGAUGAGCGUGCCAGAAUAUGUUUUAGAGAUGCUUGAGAAAGAGAUCGGACAACAUGCAUGCACACACAUGUUAAUGUCGAAUCUUUGAAGGAUGGUUAAUAAUUCAUGAGUAGAUGCUAGCUUUUCAUGUAUGAUAUAUAAUAAAUAAAAUAUUUAUGUCUACCUUGUUCCAAGUUUAAUUUUUGCAAGUUGUAAGCAAAAUAGUGAUUAUGAACUUCCAUGAUCAUCAUAUAUUCGAAUGUUUUUAUUUUGUGAUGCAUGAUUUAUAAAGUAUAUACCUGGACACUUAAUUUUUA
Molecule: messenger RNA, 1626 nt
Organism: Cajanus cajan (pigeon pea)
Lineage: Eukaryota; Viridiplantae; Streptophyta; Magnoliopsida; Fabales; Fabaceae
Product: 13-hydroxylupanine O-tigloyltransferase
Source: RefSeq, a predicted model, not a curated record